Messenger RNA from Ictalurus furcatus (blue catfish), 1148 nucleotides. It is a transcript of the gene tceanc2, whose product is annotated as transcription elongation factor A (SII) N-terminal and central domain containing 2. Gene Ontology annotation, biological process: DNA-templated transcription. NCBI's taxonomy places the organism in Eukaryota, Metazoa, Chordata, Actinopteri, Siluriformes, Ictaluridae. The transcript has 4 exons. The record is from RefSeq and is a predicted model, not a curated record. Gene Ontology annotation, cellular component: nucleus. Bases 341 to 976 code for a protein of 211 amino acids.
CAGGUGUAACGUAAUGACUUUUACUUUGAAAGUUCAGUCUUGUCACAGUGGUCAUGGCGCCUAGCUGAUAUAUCACUAGCUAGCUAGCAAGCUAUGUUUGUUUUGUUUUAUUUUAUUAUAUUAUUGUUUGAAAAUUAGUUACAUUAUUACAUAAUUAACAGCUCUAAAGUGUAUGUUUUUAGUUAAUAAAAAAAUAUUUAAAAAAAAGUUAAUAAAUAUGCACGAAUCGAGCAGAAAAUCGGUUUUUUGAGCUACUUCCGGGUGUGUUCGCAUAAAACAAUUAAAGAGCCAGUAGUGUAGAUUUGGGGUUAAAAAAAUUCAAAAGGAAGGACUUGAAGAAAUGGAUAAAUUUGUGAUCCGUGUUCCAAAGGAUGAUCAAACAAGACAAGGACUAAAACACGGAGAGAAAGUGUACAAACAGACAACGCUAGAGUCUUUAAAGAGAGUGGUGGUGAUUGAGGACAUUGAAAGGUUCAAGUCCAUCCUCGAGCUGCCCGGUCAGACCAAAGAAAACAUGUUAAACGCUCUGACAGAGCUGGACAGGAAAGUGCCUUCUAGAGAAGUGCUGAAGUCCACCAGGAUCGGUCACACAGUGAACACGCUGCGCAAGGAGCACCCGGACGCCGAAGUGAAGUCGUUGGCUCGACAGGUUUACACACGCUGGAGGACGUUCAUCGAGGAGAACGCCAACAAGCCGUGUAUCGAGGUUCGCUGUGAUAAACAGACCGAGGAACUGAGGAGCAACGCCAGAAAACUCCUCGCUGACAGCAUGGGCUUAGAGGUCGACGCUGCGCUGGUGGACAACGUGGAGAGGGAAGUGUUUCAUCAGUGCUCGCGGCUGAUCGGCAGAGCGUACAGGAGGAGCGUGAGGGCGCUGGUGUUCACUCUGAAACACAAACCCGACGUCAGAGCGCAGGUGAAGGACGGCAGAGUCGCCGUUAACGUGUUCGUCAGCAGCCACAAGAAGAAACCGUGACGCUGAGAUGAAACACACACACACACACAGAUUCACAUCAACACAUUGAGUGGUGCUUCAUAAGACUGGACUUUAAUAGAAUUUUUUUAAUUGAAUUUUUAGCUGUAAAAUGUCUUCUGUUUUUUUUUUUCACAUAAAGCAGGUUUUACAGUAAAGACAGAAUCUACUCGGA